Messenger RNA from Suncus etruscus (white-toothed pygmy shrew), 1357 nucleotides. It is a transcript of the gene SARAF, whose product is annotated as store-operated calcium entry associated regulatory factor. Gene Ontology annotation, cellular component: endoplasmic reticulum membrane. Gene Ontology annotation, biological process: regulation of store-operated calcium entry. The record is from RefSeq and is a predicted model, not a curated record. The transcript is spliced from 6 exons. Lineage: Eukaryota; Metazoa; Chordata; Mammalia; Eulipotyphla; Soricidae. Bases 318 to 1328 code for a protein of 336 amino acids.
GGUUUCCAUCUUCUCCACCCGGUACAUCUUCGCGCAGAAUCAUCCGGAGUGAAGCCUUCGACCCAACCCACCUCUGGGUCCGGCCUCCUAGCGCAGCUCCCUGCCCGCAUUCGCCGAGGCCCAGCGGGCGUGGCCAGCAGGACCCACUCCCGUUCCCCCACGAGCACCCCCGGCGGUGACGCGCGCUUGGCGCCUAGGCCUUCGCCGCAGCUACCGUUGGCGGAGCGCUCCGGUCUUCGGUUCCCUGCUCCGGGUGCGGCGGCGCGCGAACGUCCUUCCGAGGCCGGGCCUUCGCGCUUGAUCUUCCACCGGGCACCAUGGUGGCGGCGGCCGGCUGGCCGGGAGCAGCCGAUCGCGGCUCGGUGCUCAUCAGCCUCCUUGGGCUGGUGCUGCUGGCGGGCCCUUCCUGGGCCUGGAACGACCCUGAUAGAAUAUUAUUGCGGGAUAUUAAUGCUCUUACUCUUCACUAUGAUCGAUAUACCACCUCUCGUCGUCUGAAUCCGAUCCCACAGCUGAAAUGUGUGGGAGGCACAGCUGGAUGUGAUUCUUACACCCCCAAAGUCGUACAGUGCCAGAACAAAGGCUGGGAUGGUUAUGAUGUACAGUGGGAAUGCAAGACGGAUCUAGAUAUUGCAUACAAAUUUGGAAAAACUACUGUGAGUUGUGAGGGCUAUGAGUCCUCUGAAGACCAAUAUGUUCUGAGAGGUUCCUGUGGCUUGGAGUACCAAUUAGAUUACACAGAUCAUGGCCUGAAGAAAUCAAGAGAGUAUGGGAAAGGCUACGGCUUUAACUCAUUUUCUGAUUAUUACCAUAAGUUGCACUCCCCAGGUUCCAGUAGCAUCAGUGGGUUGAUUACUGUGGUGGUGCUGCUUGCUAUUGCGUAUGGAGUUUAUAAGAUGUUCCUUAGUGAUGGUCAAGAUCCACCUCCACCUUACUCUGAGCAUCCGCCAUAUUCCAACCAUUACCAGAGAUUCACCAACUCAGCUGGGCCUGCUCCUGCAGGCUUUAAGUCUGAAUUUACAGGACCACAGCCUUCAACUUUUGGUUUUGGCAGCGCUUUCACAGGCCAGCAGGGAGAUGCCAAUUCAGGACCAGGAUUUUGGACCGGCUUGGGAACUGGAGGAAUAUUAGGAUAUUUAUUUGGAAGCAAUAGAGCAGCAACACCCUUUUCAAACUCCUGGCACUACCCAUCAAAUCCUCCCUCAUACUCUGGUACAUGGAAUAGUCGGCCUUACUCACCACCUGGUACAAGCUCUGGUAGCUCAUAUCCCAACUCUGAGACAAGAACCAGAACGGCAUCAGGAUAUGGUGGUACCAGAAGAAGAUAAAGAUCAAAGGUGGAUGCAGACUUUUUCAU